Messenger RNA from Leptosia nina, 372 nucleotides. NCBI's taxonomy places the organism in Eukaryota, Metazoa, Arthropoda, Insecta, Lepidoptera, Pieridae. The record is from the annotation of a GenBank genome assembly.
AUGAUCAAGAUUUCAUACUUUAACCACACCGCUACGCUGAAUAUAAAAGUAAAGCUAAACGAAGCAGGAUGGGGGGAAUCUCUCCUGUCUCUGCCAAAAAAAUGGCUCAGCACGCAGAUGUCUGGUGCGGAAGACGACGAAUUUCAGUAUGUGACAGUAGCGAAACUGCCGGUGCCAGACCUGCAGGCGACGAUCGACACCUAUCUCGACUUCACCUCCGUGAUUCUCAACCCUCAACAGCAAGAGAACACCCGAGACCUCGCGAAGAAGUUCAUUGAAGAUGUGGGGCCAAAACUGCAGAGCAUACUCCUGCAGAGGCAAAAGGAAAAAGUUAACUGGGCGAAUGGCGAAGUUUCCCUUCCCAACUCAUAA